Aspergillus viridinutans is the source of this 2709-nucleotide messenger RNA. Its product is annotated as DEAD/DEAH box helicase. The record is from RefSeq and is a predicted model, not a curated record. The coding region runs from base 1 to 2709 and encodes 902 amino acids. Gene Ontology annotation, molecular function: ATP binding; ATP-dependent chromatin remodeler activity. The transcript has 12 exons. NCBI's taxonomy places the organism in Eukaryota, Fungi, Ascomycota, Eurotiomycetes, Eurotiales, Aspergillaceae.
AUGAAUAGCAUCGAGGUUUUUGAAUGUAUAGGACCAACCGCUAUCAAGCGUCAGGUGUCUGCGUUCGGAGGGACAGACGGCAGCGAAAGCAAACGGCCUCGCAUUGAAGAUAGACAUGGUACCCAUACCCACGUUGAACGUUCUCUAUAUAAGAAUGACAAUGACCUGAGCAUGCUCUGCCCGGAAACCGGGCGAUGCGAUAUGUGCUUUGGAGAGAUUAUCGGCACAGCAGCCUCCACCUUCAAGGGGGAAGGUGGUAAAAAUUCGGCUGAAGUGAACAUAGAGCCUUUUGGUAAUGUGCUCAAAUUAUCGUUCAAGGAUUCGGGCAAAUAUGCAGGUAUAGUCUCUAUGGCCGUACUCGUCACUCUUUUGGAGCAACAUACCGUCAAGCUGGCGGGAACCCUGUUUGCUCCAAAUGAUCCUAAAGAUACGAAUUCUCGGCCGGGCGCGGUCAUUCGUAUCGUCCUUUACGGCCGUGGAGACGAAAAGGAAGCCGUCGGUGCUUGUUUAUCAGAGGCGGGUGUGUAUCUGCAGCACCCUAGAAUCACAGAAUAUGAUCAUCGCAUGCCAUAUGCCAACCCGCAAUUUCUUAUACGACCGGGAAGUGAAAUGCCAAAGCUUGAGGAUCUGGUUCUUUCUGAUGACGAAAAGCAUCUGCAAAGCUCAGAAUCGUUGACUACGGGCGAAAAGAGCGAAAUUAUGAGAAUAUUCGACUCUGCCAACACAGCCAAUGGCCCCUAUCACGCCAGAUCUAGCCCGAGGCUUGCGUCUACUCUCAAGGAACAUCAAAGCGUAGCACUGUCGAUGAUGGUGGAAAGGGAGGCUGGCAGUCUCGAUGAUUUGAAGUUCCCGUCAUUGUGGGAUCGGGUAAAAGGCACCAAAGCUCCAAGGUACCGACAUAAAAUUACAGGCACUGUCGAAGCAGUACCGGGGCCGUUGAAGGGUGGAAUCCUUGCCGAUGAAAUGGGCCUGGGAAAAACACUAAGUCUGCUUGCACUGGUUUGCUUGUCCCUUGAUAGAUUCAGCGAGGAGCAGUUGCCGAGUAGCAUCCCUCGAGCGACCCUAAUAAUUACGCCGAAAUCUACUAUCCACGGCUGGGAGGAACAGAUCAAAAGACACAUUCGACCAGGCCAAGUACGAUAUUUGGUGUAUCAUGGUCUCAAGCGACGGGAAACACAGCAAACACUAUCACAGAACUACGACAUUGUCAUCACUACGUAUGACACACUACGGCUGGAUUGGCUUGCAGGCAGCGGUUUGCACAGAGAAACCUGGUAUAGAAUCGCCCUGGAUGAAGCGCAUAAGAUCCGCAACCGAUCCUCUCAAAUCUUCGAAGCAGUAACUUCAAUAAAAGCGCACUUGCGAUGGUGCCUGACCGGCACACCGAUCCACAACUCGCUCGAUGAUUACGGUGCCCUUCUGAGCUUCAUUGGGGUGCCGGCUCUCAGUGACAAGGCCGCAUUCGAUUACUGGAUCGCAAGUCCAGUGAGACAGAAACAAAUGGGCGGACUCCAAAAACUUCAGUACCUAGUGGCUGCCACAGCGUUCCGGCGCACCAAGUCUAUGAUUAAGACCACGAUCAAGCUGCCGAAAAAGGUAGAGAAGAUUGAGUUGGUACAGCUCGCUGGCGCGGACCGGGACCUAUAUGAAUUCUUCAAGGCCAAAGCAUCGAAGACUGUAGACCAACUUACUGCAACCGCAGGCAACAAGAAAGAGAACACGCUUUCCCUGAUUAACUUCCUACGACUUAUAUGCAACCAUGGUGAAAAUCUGCUACCUGAAUCAGCGAUCAAUGCAUGGCGAACCCGACAGCAGGAGCAGACAACAGAUGACUUGUCUUUUGGUAGAGGGCCUGAAGCAUCCAGUCUACAUGCACCUGUUUCCGUGGAUGGAGCAACCCCCGGAUGUGGAGUGUACACUAAUGACGAGGGGAGUAGCAACGCGAAUGCUGUCUCCUCCUCCUCCUCCUCCUCUUCCUCAGAUGAAUUCCUCACCAGCCCAGACGUGGCAUCUACUCCAUUGACUCCGUCCGAAUUAUGUAUUUGCCCGUCGGCGAAGGUCAAGGCCCUACUGAAGAAUCUGGAGGGGGAGCAAAGAACUGAUAGAGGCACACCUUGCCGACCGGUCAAGAGUGUCAUUUUCAGCCAAUGGACCAAAAUGCUUGAUCUGGUCGCCCAGGCCCUUCGACAACACGAUUACAAGUAUGCACGCAUCGAUGGUCAGUCGAGUCUAGCGGACCGUCGCACUGCAAUCCGGAAGUUGAAUGAAGAUCAUAACUGCACAGUCAUGCUCGCCAGUAUUGGAAGUGCUGGAGAAGGGGUCGACCUAACCGCAGCGAAUUACGUCCAUCUCCUGGAGCCACACUGGAACCCAAUGGCUGAGGCCCAGGCUGUUGACCGGGUUCAUCGAAUUGGUCAAUCACGAGAAGUAGUUAUCACCAGGUACCUCAUCGCAAACUCCAUCGAAGAUAAGUAUGUCCGCUGGGUCCAAGAAGACAAAAUGAGAUUGAUCAGUGAAUCGCUAGGCUCCGCUGCAUUGCCGCAGUCGGAGCUCGAUCGACGGCGCAUAGAUGCAACCCUCCAUAGCAAGACCUUUCCGUGCACCUCGUCAAUAUGUGCUGGUGAGAUGAAGGACUGGGAUGGUUUCGUGUGGCUGUGGUAUGAUGACAUGUACGACCCAUUUUUGUCCAUGCAUAUGGAGACAGAUUGA